Messenger RNA from Hibiscus syriacus, 910 nucleotides. Its product is annotated as phosphoglycerate mutase-like protein 4. Gene Ontology annotation, molecular function: phosphatase activity. Gene Ontology annotation, cellular component: cytosol; cytoplasm. Lineage: Eukaryota; Viridiplantae; Streptophyta; Magnoliopsida; Malvales; Malvaceae. Bases 173 to 910 code for a protein of 245 amino acids. The transcript is spliced from 7 exons. The record is from RefSeq and is a predicted model, not a curated record.
UGACGUGUAGUUGGUUAAGAUUCCUGUCAGCUUGAAAUGUCCGCCAACUUAAAAUGUUAUUUCUGCACAAUGUUCGUCCACGACAAAACCUGGCCGUUUGUACUUGACACCAACUCAACUAAACUCCUCUCCUUCUCCUACCAUAUCAAAGUCCGAACUUAGUUCCUGCUCCAUGGAUCGAGCUUACACUGAAAUUCUCGUGGUGCGUCAUGGAGAAACAGCGUGGAAUGCAACUGGAAGAAUUCAAGGACAUAUGGAUGUGGAAUUAAAUGAAGUUGGAAGACAACAAGCAGCUUCAGUAUGUUGUUUUCUUGAAAGACUAUCCCAAGAGCCUGAGAUAUCCGCCGUAUAUUCUUCUGAUUUAAAGCGAUCUCUCGAAACAGCUGAGACAAUUGCUGCAAGCUUUGGCAAGUUCGAGGUUAUUAAAGAUCCAGACUUACGGGAACGACAUUUAGGGGAUGUUCAAGGUCUUCUGUUCCGUGAAGCAGCCAAAGUACAUCCUGAGGCUUAUCGAGCAUUUUCGUCUCGCAGGACUAAUCAAGUUAUACCAGGAGGUGGAGAAAGCUUAGACCAGCUCUAUCAUUGUGCUACAUCUUCAUUACAGAGAAUUAGUCAGAAACACACAGGAAAACGAGUCGUCGUGGUGACUCAUGGAGGUGUCAUAAGGGCGCUAUAUAGGCGGGCUUGGUCGACAAGGUUCCGGGGAAGUAUACUAAAUACUUCUGUGAACAUAUUUCAUAUAUCCGGUGAUGGUGUGUGGACCAUAAAAGUUUGGGGUGAUGUCACUCAUCUUCACCAAACAGGACAGUAUUCCAUGUCUGGUUUUGUGGUUAACAAAAACAUCAUCUGCUGUUACUUCUGUUGUCAUUUGAAUAAAUCAGCAAUGUCUUUGAAACUUAUUAGGGAUUAA